AUGCCUCAGGAGAGGGCAAGUGGCCUAUGGCGUUCUGAAGAUAUGGUGCGACUAAAUAUCAUUACACAGCGUGAGGCUUUCUACGAUACUGUUGUCUGCAUUGGUUUACUUGGAAAGGCACAAUUUGUUGAUGUCUGUGGUGAUGCGACUGUUUUUGGACGACCCUACACAGCGGAGAUUCGUCGAUGCGAUGAUUUAGAUCGAGAAUUACGUUUUCUCAUGGAAGAGUUUGAACGAGAAAAGUGUUUGACAGAAGAAGAUGUCUUACCAGUCAAUACAACGGAUGAUAUUUGGUCUCUAUUACACAGCAGUCCGUUGGACGAGGCUGAAGAAAGGAUUAAUGCUAUGACUUCAGAACUACGCGCUGUUAACGCGUCACUGGAAGAACUUAGACGCGAAAUAAAUUACCAUCAUGAGUUGUAUUUAUUACAUCUACGUCUAAAGGAACUCUUGCCAUCACAGCAGGAACAAUCUCUUACAGAACUUCUACAAACCCCAUACCUUAUUGGAAUGAUAGAUGCGACCAAGACAGAAGUAUUAUAUGCUAUGGUAUAUCGUGCAACCAAAGGUAACGCUUUUGUGGAGCUUGAUAAUAAACCUGCCAUGUUACUUGAUACCACGACAGGCAUAUCAUGUGUUGCAAAGACAUCUUUUAUUAUUUUUACUCCUUCAGUAAGUGCGUUUAAAGGGGUAGAGCGAUAUCUUCUUAGUCUCGGUGCAACACUUCAUACAAUUGGAAAUGCUUCACUUGAGGCAACAGAAGAUAGGAAACAGGCGGCAGAUGAAUUAAAUCAGAUGUAUGAAGAAGUUCAAUCUCGGAAACGAGAUUUACUAAAACAACACGCCCGAAGUUAUUUUACUCUCCUUCAACUUAUUAAAAUGAGAAAACGUGUUUUUUCAACCAUGAAUCUUUGUACUGUCUCUGGUGCGACAUGCACGGCUUCUGUAUGGAUUCCUAGAAAGUACGAGGAUGCACUACGUGCGUCUAUAAGGAAAGCAUUACAUGUAUCAUCAGGUGAAGUUUUAUCAGUAGUUACACCUCAUGCAUCACAAAAAAAUCCACCUACAUAUUUUGAAACUAAUGCUUUUACGGAAUGUUUUCAGGGUAUUGUAAAUAGUUAUGGUAUGGCACGAUAUAAAGAGGUAAAUCCAGGUGUAUUUACUAUUGUGACAUUUCCAUAUCUUUUUGGUAUUAUGUAUGGAGAUAUGGGUCAUGGUAUGCUUCUUCUUUUUUUUGCCCUCUUUUUUAUCGUAAUAGAGAUAAAAUGGAGAGGUCAUAAAAAAAAUGAAAUGUUAGCUAUGCUUCUUAGUGGACGCUAUUUACUAUUAUUAAUGGCUCUUUUUUCUAUUUACAUGGGAGCCCUUUAUAAUGAUUUUUUCGGUUUUUCUAUUGGAUUAUUUUCUAGUGCUUAUGUCUGGCCUCCUAUUAAUGAGCAAAAUGGUAUGAUAUAUCCACUGGAAAACGUAACUAGAUCACAUGUUUAUCCAUUAGGAAUUGAUGUGGCAUGGACAGAAACAGAAAAUAAAUUAGAGUUUUAUAACUCUGUAAAGAUGAAAUGUGCUGUUAUUGUUGGUGUUAUUCAAAUGUUGACAGGAAAUAUUCUUUCUUUGCUUAAUUAUAUCUACAAUAAUGACUAUCCAAAAAUUUGUUUCCUCUUUAUUCCAGAGGUUGUUUUCUUAUUAUGUACGUUUGGUUAUAUGUCGAUUCUUAUCGUUAUCAAAUGGUGUACAAAGUGGGAAAAUACAAAUGAAGCACCAAGUAUACUGGAAAUCAUGACAAAUUUUUUUCUUCAGCCUGGUACUGUAAACCAAUCUCUUUUUAAAGGACAGGCUAUUGUACAAAUUGUUUUGCUUCUUUUAUCUGUUGCCAUGAUUCCAGUAAUGUUAGUAAUGAUGCCAGUUAUUGAAGUCCGUAGGCACCGAAAACGUAUGCGUUACUUUUUACAUUCCCGUACUGGUUCAUUACAUUCACUUGGUGAAGAUGGAAGAAGACAUAACAAACAAGAUUCUCAAAGUGAUUUUCAUGCUGAGGUUGUAGUUUCUCAACCUAAUUUAUCUGGAACUGCUGUUAUAAUUGAUGAAUAUUCUAAAAAUACAGUGGAUGACAUUUACAGUUUAAAAGAAAAUAGUCAUACUGAAGGUGGAAGUGUUGAAAAUGAAGAGGAGUUAGUUUCACAUUUUGAACUCUCUGAAGUUGUGAUUCAUUACAUAAUUCAUACCAUUGAGUAUGUUUUAGGUUGUGUAUCAAAUACAGCUUCAUAUCUUCGUCUUUGGGCUCUUUCACUAGCUCACGCACAACUCUCUGAAGUUUUUUUCACAUUUGCCGUUGUAAAAGUACUUAGUUUGGAUACAACCGGAGUUUUCAUCGCUGGAGGUAUAGCUAUAUGGCUUGCAGUUACAGUUGCGGUAUUGGUUGGAAUGGAGGCACUCUCUGCCUUCCUUCAUGCCCUCCGUCUACACUGGGUUGAGUUUAACAACAAGUUUUAUGCCGCUGAUGGCGUUGCAUCAGAGCCGUUUGAUUUAAUGCAACCACAGGAAUAA
This is a messenger RNA of Trypanosoma theileri, 2541 nucleotides long. RefSeq names its product vacuolar proton-ATPase-like protein. Gene Ontology annotation, biological process: vacuolar acidification; proton transmembrane transport. Gene Ontology annotation, cellular component: vacuolar proton-transporting V-type ATPase, V0 domain; vacuolar proton-transporting V-type ATPase complex. Lineage: Eukaryota; Euglenozoa; Kinetoplastea; Trypanosomatida; Trypanosomatidae. Gene Ontology annotation, molecular function: ATPase binding; proton-transporting ATPase activity, rotational mechanism. The transcript has a single exon. Bases 1 to 2541 code for a protein of 846 amino acids. The record is from RefSeq and is a predicted model, not a curated record.